Molecule: messenger RNA, 2246 nt
Organism: Trichomycterus rosablanca
Lineage: Eukaryota; Metazoa; Chordata; Actinopteri; Siluriformes; Trichomycteridae
Gene: slain2
Product: SLAIN motif family, member 2
Exons: 9
Coding region: 193-1959 (588 amino acids)
Biological process (GO): positive regulation of microtubule polymerization; microtubule nucleation; cytoplasmic microtubule organization
Cellular component (GO): microtubule plus-end
Source: RefSeq, a predicted model, not a curated record
GGUAAAGAUGGCGACGAAGCGGCUAGUGUGUAUAACUAUUAAGGGAAGAUGACGAACAUAAACACAGUAACUAACUUUACAGCGAAGUGGUCGACGGUCAACAUUUGGGUGGGGUUAAACAUAAGUGAAACUUGUUAACUCGGCGGAGGUUUAUCUAAUAAAUUCGGUCCGUGGCUGGAGUGUUGGUUCCUAAUGGAGGAUAUAAAUUCGAACAUAAACGCGGACUUAGAGGUGCGGAAGCUUCAGGACCUGGUGAAGAAACUCGAGCAGCAAAAUGAGCAGCUGCGGAGCCGCUCCGCCCUGCUGUCCUCCACCGGCGGCAUUGCGUCCAACAACAGACCUCUGAGCGCCGGCUACGAGUCGUUAUCGGCGGGGCUGGCCGGCUUCACCGGGGCGGGGUUCGGCGGCUUACGGAAUUUCGGAGCGGCGUCUGUGGAGAACGCGCGGUGUCUGAGUCCCAGACGCUCUUAUCACGGCAGCUACGGAUCACCAUAUGAAAGUGACAGUUCUCCUGCUAAUAACAUUCAGUAUUAUCGAGACUCUGUGGAUUACGAUGAGAGAGAGACUUCGGUUUUGGAUGAGGUGGAGAUCCUUGAUCUCGAAGACAUGGACUGUCUGAAUGAGGACGAGGACAGCUGGUUGUAUGAGGCAAAGUUGAACAGCCCUCUUCAGAAAGCUCUCAGCCCCAUUGUGUGGUGCAGGCAAGCCCUGGACAACCCUAGCCCUGACAUGGAGUCAGCCAAACGCUCCCUCCUCCACAGACUCGACCUUACUAUGUCAGCGAAUAAGAGGCGGAGUUUGUAUGGCAGUACCUACAGCCCUCAGAUAGGCUAUGGGAGCUCUUGCAGUCCAAAUGCAGCCAACAGCCCAUACAGCAGUGGUUUCAACUCCCCUUCCUCCACUCCCUCCAGAGUGCCUAUCGUCAAGCAGCUAGUACUGCCUAGCAGCACAGCAGGUCAUCAGCGUGGCUCAGCAGACAGAAACCCUCCAGCGAUAAGUCCUCAGUCCUCAGUGGACAGUGAACUGAGCACAUCGGAAAUGGACGAGGACUCGGUGGGUUCUUCCACCACCUACAAGCUCAAUGACGUGACCGAUGUGCAGAUUCUUGCACGGAUGCAGGAGGAGAGCCUGCGUCAAGACUACGCUGCGACAGCGUCACGCCGCAGCUCGGGCUCAUCGUGUCAGUCUUUACGGCGUGGCGCUCUCAGCGAUAACGAGCUGGACGCCCAGAGCCUGGAGGACGACGAGGAGGCAGCACUGCACAUGCCCUACCACCAUCCAUCCAUUAACCGCUUCAGCCCCUCCCCUCGUGUCUCACCCCGCGUCUCACCUCGACACUCUCCUCGCUCACGCUCACCUGUUCGUGCCUCACCGCAGCCAAUAAUCAGCCGUCUGCAGCAGCCCCGCCUCUCACUGCAGGGCCAUGCCCAAGAGCCUCAAACGAACACCAUCAAAAAUGAAGAGAAAUUGCGGCGUAGUCUUCCCAACCUGACGCGUUCCAGUUCAGGCCCUAUUGCUGAACCUGUCAAAAACAGUCGCAGCAUGGAAUCCAACCUCCAAGUGCCAAAUGGAUCUCCCCGACACCAGAGCCAGUCAGCAACAGCUCAGAACCAAAGGCUUUCCGGGCCAGCUCGUGCCUCUCCGAAACCCAAAGAGCGGCUGCAGAGCCCCAGUUCUUUACGAGUCCCGCCAAGUAGUAAGUUACGGACUCCAGCAGCCCCAUCACCACUGGCCCUACGACAGCCAAUGAAGGUGGUGUCUAAUCCUGGCUCCGGCACAUCCACACCCACACGCUCUUUGGCUCAACCCCGCAGUGCUCUGCCCCGACCCGGUGGCACUGCUGCUGGUGGUUUACCUGUGCCUCGUAGUAAACUGGCCCAGCCUGUGCGCAGGUCUCUGCCAGUUCCACGCACCUACGGUGGUGUCAGAGAUGAGAGCUGGCGAGAGGGCUGCUACUGAGCAGGAUCCAAACCUACAGCACAGAUAGACUAUCCAACCUGGCACUUUACCAAUCAACCAUUUUAAACCACACAAAUGUGCUAGCGACAAACUCAACAUCCCCAUACAAUCAAAAUUGUAAGCAAAUUCUCAUAAUGGUGAGAGUUCCACUAUCACGACUGGCUGGAGAUCUGGGAAUGCCAAAGAAACCAAGUGAGAUGUACCCAUCCUGCCCUGGCCCUUAUCUUUCAUCAAUCAUAAAGAGCUCCUACAGAGAGAACAAAACAAAUAAAAGCGUUGCUCUUGCA